Molecule: messenger RNA, 6194 nt
Organism: Dunckerocampus dactyliophorus (ringed pipefish)
Lineage: Eukaryota; Metazoa; Chordata; Actinopteri; Syngnathiformes; Syngnathidae
Product: AP2-associated protein kinase 1-like
Exons: 17
Coding region: 640-3384 (914 amino acids)
Biological process (GO): protein phosphorylation
Molecular function (GO): protein kinase activity; ATP binding
Source: RefSeq, a predicted model, not a curated record
GAAGUGCUGCCGACUCUUCCCACUAGCUUAUCUCCUGUUUUUAGCACCGUUAGCUGUUGCUGCAAAUUAGUUGAUAAACCCUGUCAGACUCACACCACCUCGACGACGCUAAGAAAUAUUUUGAGCGGACAUCUAAAUAUGUGUAUUAUUUUAGCGUGAUGAUAUUUUGUUUCGCUGAACAUGUGGAAUAAGAUGUUUUGGGUAAUAAGGAACUACUUAGCUGCCAGUAUAUGCAGUGGCGGCUGUCAUCGCACCUAGCUGGUUAGCUUAGCCGCAUAGGUGAGCUUGCGGCCGUUCCUCCGGGCUAACUGACUUGACUGUUAAGUCAGCAAGCAGUCGCUGCUUGAGAGUGUGGAGUGCACUGUAAUACAUUCCACAUUCUACUACUAAAACACUAUUAAACAACGUUGGGUCCUGACUGCUCUUAGGAAGACAAUGCCUUAGCCAGUAAACGUUGGUCGACCUUGUGGAUAUUUUGAGACCCAUUUAGUCGGCGAGCAUUUAGCUCGAAACCAGUUAGCUGUUGUCAUUCAGUUAGUUAAACAAGCUACCUCAUUAGCCAGCAGCUCAGCCUCCAUUAUAAGAAGCUUUUAUACUUCUGGAUAUUGGCAUUACUACUUUGGAUAACAUCGUGUGGGAAUGAAGAAAUUUUUUGACUCACGUCGGGAGCUGGUGAGCUCGGGGCCUGGCUCAGGAGCCGGCGGAGGAAGCAUUGGUUCGGGCGGCGGUGGCAGCUUUAUCGGCCGGAUCUUUACUAUUGGACGACAUCAAGUGACCAUCGAAGAAAUAGUGGCUGAAGGAGGUUUUGCCAUUGUUUUUUUGGUACGAACUAAUCAGGGUCAACGGUGUGCUCUAAAACGGAUGUAUGUUAACAAUGAGCAUGAUCUACAAAUCUGCAAACUUGAGAUACAGAUUAUGAGGGACCUAGUGGGCCACAAAAACAUAGUUGGCUUCCUGGAUUCCGGCAUAGCUUCAGUUGGAGCUGGUGAUGUAUGGGAAGUCCUAAUCUUAAUGGACUUCUGUCGAGGUGGACAGGUGGUCAACCUGAUGAACCAGCGAUUGCAGACAGGCUUCACAGAGGCAGAAGUGUUGCACAUUUUUUGUGACACGUGUGAAGCUGUUGCCUGUCUGCACCAGUGCAAGACUCCAAUCAUUCAUAGAGACCUCAAGGUGGAAAACAUUCUUCUGCAUGACCAGGGACACUAUGUACUGUGUGACUUCGGAAGUGCCACCAACUGCUUCCAAAACCCGCAGACAGAGGGUGUGCCUGUCAUAGAGGAGGAAAUUAAAAAGUACACCACUCUGUCUUAUCGUGCACCAGAGAUGGUCAACCUCUAUGCUGGGAAGGUCAUCACAACCAAGGCAGAUAUUUGGGCUAUGGGUUGCCUACUCUAUAAACUAUGCUACUUCACGCUUCCUUUUGGGGAGAGCCAAGUUGCUAUCUGUGAUGGCAGUUUUACUAUCCCAGACAACUCACGCUACUCCCAAGACAUGCACUGUCUCAUCAGAUAUAUGCUGGAGCCUGACCCAGACAUGAGGCCAGACAUCUAUCAAGUGUCUUACUUUGCCUUUAAACUGAAUCGACGAGAGUGUCCAGUUCCAAAUGUACAUAGUUCCGCCAUUCCUGCAAAACUUCCCGAGCCUAUCAAAGCCAGUGAAGCAGUGGCUAAAAAGAGUCAAACCAAAGCCAGGCUCACAGACCCCAUUCCUACCACCGAAACCUCAAUAGCACCUCGACAAAGGCCGAAGGCUGGCCAGACUCAGCCACAGCCUAUAUCAGGCAUACUUCCCAUACAAGCAGCUCUGACGCCACGCAAGAGGCCAAACAUAGCUGCUGGAUCAGCCCAGCCUAUAGUAGGAGUCAAUGUCCCACCUUUAGCUCCAGCUGCUGCCGUUCAACCUGCCAUCAACAUUCAGCCUCAGGUUACACCGCAGCCUCAGCAGCUACUCAUCAAACAGCAGCAGGCCUCUACCUUCCUAAACCCACAGAAUAACCAACAGCAGCAACAUGAGGUGCAUGAAAGUCCAGCUGUCCAUUUGACCCCCAUCCCUGAGUGUGCCGCCAUUGGGCCAGCUGAUGACACAGAAGUGACGGCAGGACGAGGGCUUCAAAAAGUAGGCUCUUUAACACCCCCCUCAUCACCAAAGAUAGCGCCCAAGAGUGGACACAGACGCAUUUUGAGCGACGUUACUCACAGUGCCAUCUUUGGGGUCCCGGUGAGCAAGUCCACCCAGCUACUUCAGGCAGCCGCAGCUGAGGCCAGCCUCAACAAGUCCAAAUCAGCAAGCACUACUCCUUCUGGCUCCCCAUGCUCAUCCCAGCAGACUGUAUAUCACCCGGCUGACACUGACACCCAAUCUGCCCGUAUUACAACUAAUGCUCAGCCCAGCUGGAACCCCUUCGGUGAUGAUAACUUCUCCAAGCUAACAGCUGAGGAGCUGCUGAACAAAGACUUUGCAAAACUAGCUGAAACUGCUGGACCAGAGGAGAAGGUCAUGGGUGAUAAUCUCAUUCAUGGAUUCAAUUCAUUUACAGACUCUUCUUUCCUCAUGUUACAAGGAGAGAAAGCCAAUAACGACGAGUUUGACCCUAUUCCCGUACUCAUCUCCAAAAACUCAAAUGACGAUGUGCAAGUGGAAAGAAAUGGCUACUAUGUGCUUGGCAAGGAACACAACAAUGAAACUCUAGCAAGCGAGGCAUGUAGUCACUCAAGUGAUGAAGAGCAGGAAAAAGAAGCCCGCAAAGAAGAGCAGCCGAAUUUCGGGGAAGUCACAGAAGGUCGCACAUCGGCCCACGACUGCAGUGGCUCCAGACCGCUGCUGAUUGACUCAGAGGAGGAGGAAGAACAAGGAUGCACGCCAAGUCUCCACUCAUCACCAGAAUCCAGUGUGGCAUGUUCUCAGCCAUCUGAUACUACCUUCCAUCUACAUGCACAGAAUCAGUCCCAGCUUGAUCCCGAGCCAAGUAAGGGCCCAGAGGGUGCUGCAGACAUCUUCUUGAAAGCUCCUUUUCGCCUCACACAUCAAGAAGCAGGUGACGUCUUCGCCAAUGCGCCAUUUCCAUGCGGCCCGCUCACCGCCCAGCACCAGGUGGACGUGUUCUCCCAGGCUCCCUUUGCAAGAAGAAAGGAGGCUGCAGCACCUCCCUACCCUCGUGGGGCAGCUAUGGCCCCUGAACAAGGUGUGUUGGGACAGAUCACCCCACAGCUCUUCCACCCACAAGCUCUUGCCAAAUAUUCCCGACACUUUGAGGGACAGGUGACCCCGCAGCACAUGGCAGGUCACCAAGGGGGAUUUAAUGUGAGCAAUCAAGCAGCUGUACAUGCUGUAGACCCUUUUGUUAGUGCACCCUUUCACCUAAAAGCGCCACAAGAAAAGCCCUGAUGACACCAGCGCUGCAGCUAGACUGCAGGCCUUCACCAAACUCCUUCCUUAAGCAACAUUAUAGUAUGCAAUACUUCUACCUUGAAACAACAGCUUCAAAGUUUCUUGGGUGAUGCAAUGACACGUAAUAGGGGAAAUGUCCUCGCAUUGCCUAAAAUGAGCAAAGGAAGGUGGCGUGCAUGUAAGCAGUACAAACCUACCCGAUUGUUUUUGUGCUUAAACCUGAGCAGACCUUAACCAUACCGCUGAAUCGUCACAUCAAAUGCUUAUGGUUUCCGACAGUGCUUUGUAAGAAAGAACUAUGUAAAUCCGAGCUGUUUACAUUUGCUCAGUAUCAGCAAGUAGGCAAGUGUCAUUUAGGGUUGUUCAACUGUAUGGGACCGCUGCUCCUCAGAAAACCAAAAUGACACUUUGUUACCUUUUUUUUUUUUCUUUCCACAAUCCCACUUUGUUGACACAAUUCCUGAAAUGAUGCAAGUAUCCUAGAGUGCAUUUAGGUCAGCAUAGGCUACUGUUUUUUUCUUGUACCUGUUCUGUUGCUUUAAUAAUUUCCAAUUAAUUGUGACUUCAUUUUUAGUUCCCAGUCCUGUUGGUACAGACAUCUCUACAAAGACAACAUGGCGAUCAAGCAUUUGAUUGUUUUCUUGCCUACCUCACUUUUGGCAUUUGUCCUUGUUCAAAUUUAAGUAGACCAUGUUUAGCUGUGUUUUGAGAAGUCUUGUGUUUAUUAUGGUUUGAGUCAAUGACCCUUCUCGGGUGAAAAUGGAACAUACAAUAUGUAUGUGUCCAUUUCAUGCGGUGAAAGACGUUUGUGGAACAGACUACAUUAUGUAAUCAAGCAUACUGGACACUAUUCCUUAUUCUCUUCUCAUACAUGAAGCAACCUAUAACAUGUUUCUCCAAAAACUGCAACCUUUUUUUAAUACACAUUCAGCACCAAGUACAAUUAUGUUUGCAAUUUGCAUCAUGCACAACAACCCACAUUCACCUCUGGAAAAGCACGUACUGUAGGCACCUCUGUAAUCUUCCAAGUAUGCACUGACAACACCUGCAAUUUAAUAAUGCUUGUCAUUUGUCAUCAUAAAUAUGAGCACUUAUUCAGUCAGGGAUUGACAUACUGUUGUAAUAAAGAUUGGUGGCCUAUUAAUUACAUUCCUUUAGUAAAUAUUUUAUUCUGCUCUAUAAAAUCAUGGAGCACUUUUUUGUGUUUUCAACCUGGCACUUUUAAGAAACACCAUCCAAACUGGUUAUGACCAAAGUGUAAUGUAAAAUGCUGUUUUCAUUUCUACUUGAAUCGACUUAUUUUUAAUGCUCCAUUUUCUCACAUGGCACGUCUAAGUGAAUGUUCUGUAAGAAUGUGCUUUGAAUGUAACACAACUGGAAAAUAUUUUGUCCUGUGUUAGAUGGAAUGGACAAUUGAACUUCUGACUUGCUGUUGGAUGAAAAGCACUCAAAAUACUGCACAGCUUGCCUUUGAUAUGUGUUGCUUACAUUCUGAAAAAUAUUAAAUGAAUGUAUAUCAUUCAUUGUUCAUGUUAUUUGUGAAACACUGAAAUACAGUUGUGGUCAAAUGUUUACAUACACUUGUAAAGAACAUAAUGUCAUGGCUCUCGCGUUUCCACUUAUUUGUACAACUCUGAUUUUUCUCUGAUAGUGAUUGGAACAGAUAGUUCGUCACAAAAACAUUCCUGAAGUUUGGUUCUUUUAUGACUGUUAUGGGUCAACUGAAAAUUUGGCCAAAUCUACUGGGUCAAAAAUAUACAUAGGUACAUAUACAUACAUGCUAAUAUUUGGAUACAUGUCACUUGGCCAUUUUCACUUCAGUUGGGUGCUUUUGGUAGCCAUCCAUAAGCUUUUGGCCACUCCUCUUGACAGAAUUGGUGCAGUUCAGUUAAAUUUGCUGGCUUUCUGACAUGGACUUGUUUCUUCAGCAUUGUCCACAUGUUCUCAAUGGGGUUGAAGUCAGGGCUUAGGGAAGGCCAUUCUAAAACCUUAAUUCUAGCCUGAUUUAGCCAUUCCAUUACCACUUUUGAUGUGUGUGGGGGGGGUCAUUGUCCUGUUGGAACACUCUACUACACCCAAGACUCAACCUUCGGGCUGAUGAUUUUAGGUCAUCUUGAAGAAUUUGAAGGUAAUCGUCCUCAUUAUCCCAUUUACUCUCUGUGAAGCCCCACAGCAUAAUUUUACCACCACCGUGCUUGACGGUAGGCAUGGUGUUCUUGGGGUUAAAGGCCUCACCUUUUCUCCUCUAAACAUAUUGCUGGGCAUUGUGGCCAAACGGCUUGAUAUUUUUUUCAUCUGACCACAGAAGUUUCCUCCAGAAGGUCUUAUAUUUGUUCAUGUGAUCAGCAGCAAACUUCAGUAGAGCCAGAAGGUGCCGCUUUUGGAGCAAGGGCUUCCUUCUUGUACUGCAGCCUCUCAGUCCAUGGCGAUGCAAAACACGCUUGACUGGACACUGACAACUGUAUUCCAGCAGCUUCUAAUUCUUGGUAGAGCCAUUUUUUGGUGGUUCUCGGUUAACUCUUCACCCUUCUCACCCUUUUCUCUCAGCAGCAGGUGAUAGCUUGCAUUUUCUGACAAAACAGUGCCAGGCACUUAAUACUUAAUUGUUUGCACGGUUGCUCUUGGGACCUGCAGCUGCUUUGAAAUGGAUCCAAGUGACUUUCCUGACUUGUUCCAAUCCAUGAUUCGCUUUUUCAGAUCCAUGCUGAGUUCCUUUGACUCUUCCCUUGUAGAGUUUGUGAGUGUGUGUAUCCAAUGAGCCCUAUUUAGAGAAGUCACCAGCUCACAAAAAGUUAAGAGGCCAUGUU